ACGUUUAAAGAGUGGUGUAAGAUUUUUGUGAGAGAGUCCAGUGGUGUCGGAACAGAAGCAGACAUACACAGUGGUUGUUUACAUCAAUUUUUCAGUUUAUUGAUUUUUUUUAAUUUCGGAUUUACCGGAAUCGGAGGUUGCACCAUUACAGAACCAGAUUUUUGGGUGUGGUCCGAUAGAUUCCCAUCAUGUCGUACAGGAAAAGGGAUCCCUUUGACGACCCUACGUACAUGGACCGGGGUAUCCCUCCCGCGCUUGCGUACGACAAUUACACCAUGUACGACAACUCCGUCAUCAGCGGACAGAGCCUGUGGGGGAAGUUCCAUCACAGUUCGUCGUACAGGCUUAAAGGAAGCGAUUCCGGAAGUAGCCGGUCAUCUGGUCCCUCCCGGGGGUGCCGCCGGUGUAUCAUCGUCACCGCUGUUCUCCUCUGCCUGGGGGCGCUUGGGGCGGUCGUCGGCAUCGCAGUCUACUUUUCAGACAAAAGCCCAAUGAUGAAAACAACAGCUAUGCCACCAACAACAGCCCCACCUGGCGUGCCUACCACUUUCUCGGGUAGUGUUAAGCUUCAGCAAAGUUUUACACCAGAACUAUCAAACGCAUCUUCCACAGAGUAUAAAAAUCUGGCCAGUUCCAUGGAGCAGGAGCUGGACAGCACCUUUAGAAAAAGUGACAUGUCUGCAAUAUACAACCAUAGCACAGUGACGGGGUUUCUACCCGGAAGUGUCGUGGUGCAGUUCCGGUCUUUCUUUAUACAUAACACUGUGUCGGUGGCAGACAGCAACGGUAAUACACAACCAAAACAGAUUGACAUGGCGGCAAUUACUAAAGUCAUUGUGGACGAGAUCAAAGCAAAGAAGCAAGCUAGUAACACCAACAGCCUGUUGGGUAAAGCGGACGAGACUUCAAUAUUACUGGCAGAGGGUGGAGUUUUACCAACAACAACAGCAGCGACAACAACAACCACAAUAGAGAAAACAACAGUUAAAAUAACAACUACACAAGAACCUUCAACAACACAAGCACCAACAACGACCACAACGCAACAAGCAACACAAGCACCAACAACGGCCACAACGCAACAAGCAACACAGGCAUCAACAACUACUUCAACACAACAAACAACGCAAGCAGAAACCACAACAGCAGUGCAGGAACAAGAAACAAGCACACUAGAACAGACAACUGAAGCACAAACAACAACAACGCCAACGACAACAGUGGAAAAGACAACAGAGAAAGCAACAGAAGAACCAACAACAACAGAACAAGCAGUAAGUGGUACAGAGCCAUCCAUGAAAGCCUCAACCCCCAUGACAACAAUUCCCAUUACAACAAUACCAUUGACAACAACAGCACAAGAAAUGAUGACGUCCACAACAAUCGAGCAUUUAACGACAACAGUGGAAAAGACAACAGAGAAAGCAACAGAAGAACCAACAACAACAGAACAAGCAGUAAGUGGUACAGAGCCAUCCAUGAAAGCCUCAACCCCCAUGACAACAAUUCCCAUUACAACGAUACCAUUGACAACAACAGCACAAGAAAUGAUGACGUCCACAACAACCGAGCAAUUAACAACAACAGUGCAGCUCCCGACGACAACGGAAGAACCAGCUCCCCCGGUUUUUGUUGGUGAAGUUAAACUGAAUCAAACCUGGGAUGAAAGUCUAAACAACACGAAUUCCACGGAGUACCAGACCUUGGCCACCAAUAUUGAGGCAGAGCUGGACGCUACUUUCAAAAACAGCAGUUUGGGAGAAAAUUACAACUACAGCAAAGUCACGGGAUUUAAGCCCGGCAGUAUAGAGGUGGAUUACAUUUCAUACUUCAUCGAGACCACACUCCUAGUAACUGACAAAAGUGGAAAUACCACCAGAUUUCAAAUGAACGCGUCCGUCGUAGUUCAAGUCUUUCGGGAGGAAGUAAAGAAGAAACAGGAAGCUCCCGAUCAAAGUGGACCCCAAACGAGUAUUUUCUCUUCCAUUAUCACAGAGUCCAUCAAAGUCGUUCAGUUACCACCGCCGGAAAAACCUACCACGAUUGCGCCUACUAAACCACCAACCACUGCAAUCCCAACAACCCCAAUGCCAGAAUUACACCCUUGUGAAAACUACACUUUAAUAGAAGCAAUAGGAAUUCAGUGUGCUACACCAGUGUUGGCCAAACUGAUGUCUCCAAAGGACCAAAUGGAGUUCUGCCAGGCCACACAUGACUUGAUAAAGUGUGUAAAUGAAAAUGUUUACAAAGAGACAAACGCAAAAUGUUCUCCAAAACAAAUAGACACGAUUCUUGAGGAUUUUGGACCAGUUUUGAAAGACAGCCUAUCGCUACCUUUUGACCCAUAUCAAUGUUUACAAAUGACAACAAAAGCACCACAACUGACAACGAUUACCCCAUCACCUGCAUAUCACUGCGACAAUAUCACGUAUAUGGGAUAUUUGGGAGAACAAUGCAUCCCUGCCUUGGAAACCAGAUUUAAGAAUGCUCGAGAUCUUAAAGAGUUCUGCACAGUAACAAGGGAUAUGGUUGAAUGCGUGAGCAGAAUUGCACAAACCGAAAAAGGGUCUGGAUGUUCGGAUGCCCAGGUGGAGCGACUUCUUCAACACUUUGGUCCAGUUUUGCAGAGGGACAUGGCUUUACCAUAUAACCCAGCAGACUGUUUGAGAGUAGGGAACGAAACAAAAGGCGAGGAUGUUAAGUUCAGUUUGAAAUUCCUGGAUUUGGAGUGGAAUGAUGCUUUACUGAAUGAAAAUUCUGAUUAUUAUUUAAUGAUGGAAAGGAAAGUUAUGGGAAAUAUGACUGUUCGAUUUAUAAACUUAAGCGAUAUUCGUAAUUUGAAAAUAAUAGGAUUCAGAAACGGUAGUUUGAUAGUAGACUUCUGGCUCAGUGUUGCACGGCCUGCUGAUGUCGUCACCUGGAGAAAUGAAAUAAAGGAUGUGCUAGAGAAAAAUGGUAGCAUUCAUUCACUCACUGCAGACCCAAGCUAUUUCGUUUAUGAUUCAGAUCUAUACAACAUUUGUAGCAAUGUUACAUACGUCAAAGAAACGAUCACAACAAAGUGUAAUGCUGCCUUUUAUGCCUUUAUAAAUGGCGUUUUUGAUGAUAACUGCAGAACGUACCGAGAUCUUAUUCUGUGCACAACUGUCAACAUUCAAGUAGGAGGCUAUCCAUGUUCUACAGAAGACAUUGAAAUGCUUGUUGAAAAAAAUAUGCGUGAAAUAUUUGGUGAAAUGAAAAUCACAUUUAAUAGGUUGCAAUGUUCUGAUGAAAUUGCAAACAUUCCAAAGAUAGAUCUUAAUAAUCUAUGCAGACAUGAGGAAUUAUACGCCUAUCAACUGAAAUACAACUGUAUUGUUAACACGACAGACUAUGUUAACUAUUCGGAUAACGAAAUAUGCAGUUUGUACAACUAUAAAGUGUUUUGCACACAAUACCACAAUAGAGCCCUGCUACAAUUUGGUAAUUGUGACCCGAGAUACACUGAAGGUAUAAUUGCAAGCAAUCGCAGUAUUCUUUUGCCUGAAUUGGACGCAAGGCUAAACGACUCUGUUUGUAACGGCCAAUCCGUAUGCGAAACAUCAUUGUUUAGUGAUCCAACAAUCAUGGAGCGAUGUUCAUUGGCCGGUUUAGGGGUUGCAAGAAUGUAUCCCAAAGCAACAUGUCUAGCGAUAGAGUCAAUAUACGAAUGUCUUGUUGCCACAUCCAAGCGGGAAAAUCCAACUUGCUCUGAAAAUGACAUCACAGAGAGUGCCAGAUCAUUUUUGAAAUUUUGGGGAGAAUCAUUUUUCCAUGUUUUAAACAUUAAACAACUGACAACAGAAGCGCUAUCUUCAUGCACCCCCACAAAACCGCUUUCGGAUCCUGAUUUUAACUACAAUUCUACCUGCCAGAGACCAAGCGUGAUAUUGCUGUUUGGUUUGACUUGCUUUGAAUACUUCAAACACAUUUCCGUUUCAAAUAAUUGUCCAUUGAUGAAAAUUGGUGUAAUACCCUGUAUACAAUCAUCAAUAAGAGAAUUAUUGAAAGAGUCUUGCACAGAAAAUCAAAUAAUGUUGGCCUUCAAACAGAACAAUGAGACCAUAUCACAGAUAUUAGAUAGAGACCUUCGUCCAUGCCUGGAUGAGCCCAUCAGUCCUGCCAAUGAAACAUGCCUUUCUUUUUCAACUUUUUCGACACCGGAAUAUUCAACAUGUUUUGGAACCUAUGCCAUCUUAGCUAUUUGGAAUCUGACAUCACAUUAUGAAACAUGCAGAUUAUACGAACAUUCCAUCAAAUGUGUUGAAAAAAGUUUACCGAACUGUCGAGCUGGUGAUGUACAACAGUUGAUCAGUUUUUAUUUGGAGUUUGCAAAUCUAACGAAUACUCCUUAUGACAAUAAAUGUGAAGUUUCGCAACAUACAAAGCUUUUUUGUGAAGAUGAAGAGGCUGUUGUCCUCCAAGUUUAUGGAAGAUGUAUUCAAUAUUUGUAUUCUAUCCCAACCUACUGCACUGUUGCUACGCAGUUUAUGGAAUGCGCAUACAAUGCUACCAGAGAGGCAUACUUUAGUUGUCCGAAACCAUCUGUUAAUAAAAUCCUGUUGAAUGCAACUUCCUUUUAUGAGGACAAAUUUCCUGGACAAAGUCAAACAAUUUCUACGUGUUUAUCAAUGCAUUCCAUUUAUGAACCAUGUGAAGACACAGAAUACAUUAAAAAGAUGGGUGAAGAUUGUUUGAAAACAUAUUACAGGAAUCUGACAGCGGCUACAGACCAUCACUCGUUCUGCAGAACAAUACACAACUUUACAAUGUGUACCUUGAACACGCUUAAAAAUGACGCAGGAGCACAGUGUUCAUCUGAUCAGAUUGAACGAGCCUUGAAAGCUUUGGGUCCACAUCUUAAGGAGGAGCUGAAUGUUCCAUAUCAUCCUGAGGCUUGUUUGGAAACGGGAAACAAAACAAUAGCUAAUCACUGCAACAAUCUAACGUACAUGGGAUAUUUGGGAGAACAAUGCAUCCCUGUCUUGACGACCCGAUUUCAGAAUGCAUCAGAUCUUAAUGAGUUUUGCACAGUAACAAGGGAUAUGAUUGAAUGCGUGAACGGAAUUGCACAAACCGAAAAAGGGUCUGGAUGUUCGGAUGCCCAGGUGGAGCGAGUUCUUCAUCACCUUGGUCCAGUUAUGCAGAGGGGCUUGGCUUUACCAUAUAACCCAGCAGACUGUUUGAGAGAAGGGAACGAAACAAAAGGCGAGGGUGUUAAGUUCAGUUUGAAAUUCGUCGAUUUGGAGUGGAAUGAUGCUUUACUGAAUGAAAAUUCUGAUUAUUAUUUAAUGAUGGAAAAGAUAGUUAUGGGAAAUAUGACCGUUCAAUUUAUAAACUUAAGCGAUAUUCGUAAUUUGAAAAUAAUUGGAUUCAGAAACGGUAGUUUGAUAGUAGACUUCUGGCUCAGUGUUGCACGGCCUGCUGAUGUUAUCACCUGGAGAAACGAAAUAAAGGAUGUGCUAGAAAAAAAUGGCAGCAUUCAUUCACUCACUGCAGACUCAAGCUAUUUCGUUUAUGAUAUAGAUCUAUACAACAUUUGUAGCAAUGUUACAUACGUCAAAGAAACGAUCACAACAAAGUGUAAUGCUGCCUUUUAUGCCUUUAUAAAUGGCGUUUUUGAUGAUAACUGCAGAACGUACCGAGAUCUUAUUCUGUGCACAACUGUCAACAUUCAAGUAGGAGGCUAUCCAUGUUCCACAGAAGACAUUGAAAUGCUUGUUGGAAAAAAUAUGCGUGAAAUAUUUGGUGAAAUGAAGUUCACAUUUAAUAGGUUGCAAUGUUCUGAUGAAAUUGCAAACAUUCCAAAGAUAGAUCUUAAUAAUCUAUGCAGACAUGAGGAAUUAUACGCCUAUCAACUGAAAUACAACUGUAUUGUUAACACGACAGACUAUGUUAACUAUUCGGAUAACGACAUAUGCAGUUUGUACAACUAUAAAGUGUUUUGCACACAAUACCACAAUAGAGCCCUGCUACAAUUUGGUAAUUGUGACCCGAGAUACACUGAAGGUAUAAUUGCAAGCAAUCGCAGUAUUCUUUUGCCUGAAUUGGACGCAAGGCUAAACGACUCUGUUUGUAACGGUCAAUCCGUAUGCGAAACAUCAUUGUUUAGUGAUCCAACAAUCAUGGAGCGAUGCUCAUUGGCCGGUUUAGGGAUUGCAAGAAUGUAUCCCAAAGCAACGUGUCUAGCGAUAGAGUCAAUAUACGAAUGUCUUGUUGCCACAUCCAAGCGAAAAAAUCCAACUUGCUCUGAAAAUGACAUCACAGAAAGUUCCAGAUCAUUUCUGAAAUUUUGGGGAGAAUCAUUUUUCCAUGUUUUAAACAUUAAACAAAUGACAACGGAAGCGCUAUCUUCAUGCACCCCCACAAAACCGCUUUCGGAUCCUGAUUUUAACUACAAUUCUACCUGCCAGAGACCAAGCGUGAUGUUGCUCUUUGGUUUGACUUGCCUUGAAUACUUCAAACACAUUUCCGUUUCCAAUAAUUGUCCAUUGAUGAAAAUUGGUGUAAUACCCUGUAUACAAUCAACAAUAAGAGCAUCAUUGAAAGAGUCUUGCACAGAAAAUCAAAUAAUGUUGGCCUUCAAACAGAACAAUGAGACCAUUUCACAGAUAUUCGAUAGAGACCUUCGUCCAUGCCUGGAUGAGCCCAUCAGUCCUGUCAAUGAAACAUGCCUCUCGUUUUCAACACUUUCGACACCAGAAUAUUCAACAUGUUUUGGAACCUAUUCCAUCUUGGUUUUUGGGAAUAUGACAUCGCAUUAUGAGACAUGCAAAUUAUACGAACAUUCCAUCAAAUGUGUUGAAAAAAGUUUACCGAACUGUCGAGCUGGUGAUGUACAACAGUUGAUCAGUUUUUAUUUGGAGUUUGCAAAUCUAACGAAUACCCCUUAUGACAAUAAAUGUAUAGUUUCGCAACACACAAAGCCUUUUUGUGAAGAUGAAGACGCUGUUGUCCUCCAAGUUUAUGGAAGAUGUUUUCAAUACUUUUAUGCUAUCCCUUACUUCUGCACUGUUGCUACGCAGUUUAUGGAAUGCGCAUACAAUGCUACCAGAGAAGUCUACUUCAGUUGUUCAGAACCAUCUGUUAAUAAAAUCCUGUUGAAUGCAACUUCCUUUUAUGAGGACAAAUUUCCUGGCCAAAGUCAAACGAUUUCUACGUGUUUAUCAGGCUUCAAUGUUUCACAAAGAACAACAGUCAAGAGAGCAGCCUUCACCAUUCGACUGGCAUCAGUGCUCUGGACUGAAGAAUUAUCUGAUCACAGAUCAGCUAUGUACAGGAGUUGGAAUCACACCAUCGUGUCAAAUUUUACUACCGUCUUUGGUCAUUAUCCAGGAUUCCUCGGCUUGAGCGUAACUAAUUUCAGGAGUGGAAGUGUUUAUGCUGAUAUGGAGUUUAAAUAUGAUAGUUUCUUGAUUUCCAUUACUGACGCCAUGGACGCUGUUCGAAACGCCACGAAAACGGGCCUGAUUCAUUUGCUUCCAGUGGACGACUACUUCAUGUUCAGAGGGGAACUAAAGGAUGGUAUGUGUCCUGUUCCCGAGAGAAAUUCUAGUGCUAUAUGCUUGGAGGAGUGUCACAUGGACUCUAACUGUACAGGAACUCAGAAAUGUUGCUUCAACGGGUGUGGGCACACGUGCCAAGAAACAGUGUACCCCAAAAAGGAUCCUUGUGAGGAUAUGGAAUACUUGGAAAAGAAAGGAGAAGAAUGUCUGAAAAUAUAUGGCAUGAACUUGACGACAGCCCCAGACUCGCGAUCGUUCUGCAGAGUAAUACACAACUUCACCAUGUGCAUCUUGAAAAGUCUUACAAAGGAAACAGGGGCAAAGUGUUCAUCUGAUCAGAUUGAACGAGCUAUGAAAGCUUUUGGUCCUAAUCUUAAAGCGGAGCUGAAUGUUCCGUAUGACCCUGUGGCUUGCCUCAACACAUCGAAAGAUAGAAUGGUGAAGAGAGCAGCCUUCACCAUUCGACUGGCAUCAGUGCUCUGGACUGAAGAAUUAUCUGAUCACAGAUCAGCGAUGUACAGGAGUUGGAAUCACACCAUCGUGUCAAAUUUUACCAGCGUGUUUGGUCAUUAUCCAGGAUUCCUCGGCUUGAGCGUAACUAAUUUCAGGAGUGGAAGUGUUUAUGCUGAUAUGGAGUUUAAAUAUGAUAGUUUCUUGAUUUCCAUUACUGACGCCAUGGACGCUGUUCGAAACGCCACGAAAACGGGCCUGAUUCAUUUGCUUCCAGUGGACGACUACUUCAUGUUCAGAGGGGAACUAAAGGGUGGAAUGUGUCCUGUUCCCGAGAGAAAUUCUAGUGCUAUAUGCUUGGAGGAGUGUCACAUGGACUCUAACUGUACAGGAACUCAGAAAUGUUGCUUCAACGGGUGUGGGCACACGUGCCAAGAAGCAGUGUACUCCAAAAAGGAUCCUUGUGAGGAUAUGGAAUACUUGGAAAAGAAAGGAGAAGAAUGUCUGAAAAUAUAUGGCAUGAACUUGACGACAGCCCCAGACUCGCGAUCGUUCUGCAGAGUAAUACACAACUUCACCAUGUGCAUCUUGAAAAGUCUUACAAAGGAAACAGGGGCAAAGUGUUCAUCUGAUCAGAUUGAACGAGCUAUGAAAGCUUUGGGUCCAAAUCUUAAAGCGGAGCUGAAUGUUCCGUAUGACCCUGUGGCUUGCCUCAACCCAUCGAAAGAUAAAAUGGUCAAGAGAGCAGCCUUCACCAUUCGACUGGCAUCAGUGCUCUGGACUGAAGAAUUAUCUGAUCACAGAUCAGCGAUGUUCAGGAGUUGGAAUCACACCAUCGUGACAAAUUUUACUACCGUCUUUGGGCACUAUCCAGGAUUCCUUAGCUUGAAUGUAACUAAUUUCAGGAAUGGAAGUGUGUAUGCAGAUAUGGAGUUUAAAUAUGAUAGUCUCUUGAUUUCCAUUACUGACGCCAUCGACGCUGUUCGAAACGCCACAAAAACGGGCCUGGUUCAUUUGCUUCCAGUGGACGACUACUUCAUGUUCAGAGGGGAACUAAAGGAUGGAAUGUGUCCUGUUCCCGAGAGAAAUUCUAGUGCUAUAUGCUUGGAGGAGUGUCAUGUGGACUCUAACUGUACAGGAACUCAGAAAUGUUGCUUCAACGGGUGUGGGCACACGUGCCAAGAAGCAGUGUACUCCAAAAAGGAUCCAUGUGAGGAUAUGGAAUACUUGGAAAAGAAAGGAGAAGAAUGUCUGAAAAUGUAUGGCAUGAACUUGACGACAGCCCCAGACUCGCGAUCGUUCUGCAGAGUAAUACACAACUUCACCAUGUGCAUCUUGAAAAGUCUUACAAAGGAAACAGGGGCAAAGUGUUCAUCUGAUCAGAUUGAACGAGCUAUGAAAGCUUUGGGUCCAAAUCUUAAAGCGGAGCUGAAUGUUCCGUAUGAUCCUGUUGCUUGCCUCAACACAUCGAAAGAUAGAAUGGUGAAGAGAGCAGCCUUCACCAUUCGACUGGCAUCAGUGCUCUGGACUGAAGAAUUAUCUGAUCACAGAUCAGCGAUGUACAGGAGUUGGAAUCACACCAUCGUGUCAAAUUUUACCAGCGUGUUUGGUCAUUAUCCAGGAUUCCUUGGCUUGAGCGUAACUAAUUUCAGGAGUGGAAGUGUUUAUGCUGAUAUGGAGUUUAAAUAUGAUAGUUUCUUGAUUUCCAUUACUGACGCCAUGGACGCUGUUCAAAACGCCACGAAAACGGGCCUGAUUCAUUUGCUUCCAGUGGACGACUACUUCAUGUUCAGAGGGGAACUAAAGGGUGGAAUGUGUCCUGUUCCCGAGAGAAAUUCUAGUGCUAUAUGCUUGGAGGAGUGUCACAUGGACUCUAACUGUACAGGAACUCAGAAAUGUUGCUUCAACGGGUGUGGGCACACGUGCCAAGAAGCAGUGUACUCCAAAAAGGAUCCUUGUGAGGAUAUGGAAUACUUGGAAAAGAAAGGAGAAGAAUGUCUGAAAAUAUAUGGCAUGAACUUGACGACAGCCCCAGACUCGCGAUCGUUCUGCAGAGUAAUACACAACUUCACCAUGUGCAUCUUGAAAAGUCUUACAAAGGAAACAGGGGCAAAGUGUUCAUCUGAUCAGAUUGAACGAGCUAUGAAAGCUUUGGGUCCAAAUCUUAAAGCGGAGCUGAAUGUUCCGUAUGAUCCUGUUGCUUGCCUCAACACAUCGAAAGAUAGAAUGGUGAAGAGAGCAGCCUUCACCAUUCGACUGGCAUCAGUGCUCUGGACUGAAGAAUUAUCUGAUCACAGAUCAGCGAUGUACAGGAGUUGGAAUCACACCAUCGUGUCAAAUUUUACCAGCGUGUUUGGUCAUUAUCCAGGAUUCCUUGGCUUGAGCGUAACUAAUUUCAGGAGUGGAAGUGUUUAUGCUGAUAUGGAGUUUAAAUAUGAUAGUUUCUUGAUUUCCAUUACUGACGCCAUGGACGCUGUUCGAAACGCCACGAAAACGGGCCUGAUUCAUUUGCUUCCAGUGGACGACUACUUCAUGUUCAGAGGGGAACUAAAGGGUGGAAUGUGUCCUGUUCCCGAGAGAAAUUCUAGUGCUAUAUGCUUGGAGGAGUGUCACAUGGACUCUAACUGUACAGGAACUCAGAAAUGUUGCUUCAACGGGUGUGGGCACACGUGCCAAGAAGCAGUGUACUCCAAAAAGGAUCCUUGUGAGGAUAUGGAAUACUUGGAAAAGAAAGGAGAAGAAUGUCUGAAAAUAUAUGGCAUGAACUUGACGACAGCCCCAGACUCGCGAUCGUUCUGCAGAGUAAUACACAACUUCACCAUGUGCAUCUUGAAAAGUCUUACAAAGGAAACAGGGGCAAAGUGUUCAUCUGAUCAGAUUGAACGAGCUAUGAAAGCUUUGGGUCCAAAUCUUAAAGCGGAGCUGAAUGUUCUGUAUGAUCCUGUGGCUUGCCUCAACACAUCGAAAGAUAGAAUGGUCAAGAGAGCAGCCUUCACCAUUCGACUGGCAUCAGUGCUCUGGACUGAAGAAUUAUCUGAUCACAGAUCAGCGAUGUUCAGGAGUUGGAAUCACACCAUCGUGACAAAUUUUACUACCGUCUUUGGGCACUAUCCAGGAUUCCUUGGCUUGAAUGUAACUAAUUUCAGGAAUGGAAGUGUGUAUGCAGAUAUGGAGUUUAAAUAUGAUAGUCUCUUGAUUUCCAUUACUGACGCCAUCGACGCUGUUCGAAACGCCACAAAAACGGGCCUGGUUCAUUUGCUUCCAGUGGACGACUACUUCAUGUUCAGAGGGGAACUAAAGGGUGGAAUGUGUCCUGUUCCCGAUAGAAAUUCUAGUGCUAUAUGCUCAGAGGAAUGUCAGAUGGACUCCGACUGUACAGUUAAUCAGAAAUGUUGCUUCAACGGGUGUGGGCACACGUGCCAAGAAGCAGAUUCAGAAGAAAUGACAACCACGCCAAGACAGUAAAUACUAUUUAUGGACAAAUCCUAGACAUUGUUAAAUUCUUGUACGAUUUGUAUCAAAAACCAAUGCUAAAAACACAAAACAUUCAAAAUUGAAAUAUUCAUUAGGGAAUAUCAUAAUACAGUACACUGUGUAGCGUUUUCAGAUUAAUUUGUUCAUUUUUUAUUAAUUUACUUUUGAUCAGCAGAAAAUAAUAAAAUAAAAAUCAUUUAUGUUUUUUUAUGUGUUAUGAAUAUGAACAGAAAUUAUAACAUUCUGAUCUUAGUAUUUAUUUAUCCUUUGGAAAUAUCCUUUUUUCCCUUAAACUUUACAGAGUAAACUAAUAAAAGUUUCAUCAAUAUAUCAUUUGCUAUGGGGUUCCCCAAGCAUUGAGUUUCAAUUGAUAUAAGUAUAGCUUGUUUCAUGUAUGUAUACAUUUUUAAUUACAUGUUUAUUAUAAUAGUUUGGAGUUUUUUUUGUAUUGUUUUGUUUAGAGUGUUCUGAUAUUUGUAUUUUUGUUGUUGUUUGUUUUUGCGGGCGAAAACAAACUUUUGGAACUUGAAUGUUUGGGCACUUACACGGUGGUUUUACUCUUCAUAUUCAAUGUAAAUAUAAUGUUUAUCAAUAUCCAUAAAUAUAUGUGCUACUUUUAUUGUUCGCCAUUUUAUAACUAUGUAUUUGCCAAUAUACUAUAAAUACACUUGUGAAUGCCAUGUAUUUCAAUAAAACUUAUUUUAUUAAAAAUAUAUUCCACUA
Molecule: messenger RNA, 12170 nt
Organism: Magallana angulata
Lineage: Eukaryota; Metazoa; Mollusca; Bivalvia; Ostreida; Ostreidae
Exons: 98
Coding region: 189-11438 (3749 amino acids)
Biological process (GO): neuron differentiation
Cellular component (GO): extracellular region; cell surface
Molecular function (GO): peptidase inhibitor activity
Source: RefSeq, a predicted model, not a curated record